Messenger RNA from Ilyonectria robusta, 1554 nucleotides. RefSeq lists its product as uncharacterized. Bases 256 to 1485 code for a protein of 409 amino acids. Gene Ontology annotation, molecular function: zinc ion binding; DNA-binding transcription activator activity, RNA polymerase II-specific. The transcript has 2 exons. Gene Ontology annotation, biological process: regulation of transcription by RNA polymerase II. The record is from RefSeq and is a predicted model, not a curated record. Lineage: Eukaryota; Fungi; Ascomycota; Sordariomycetes; Hypocreales; Nectriaceae.
CCCAGACGCGGCCAUCAAUCAUCGGGGCGGCCCGCGCCAGAUUUGGUAAGCCACGAGCACAGCCACGCGUUUCGGAUCUGCGAUCCUCCAGAGGCAGUGGAGUUCAAACGGCUGACAGCGAAUCCUUCCUCCUUAAUAACCCCCGCCAUUAGCUUUGUAAACGACUAUACGAGAUUUCAUUUCAUCACUGGACACAGAUUCCAGAGCGAGCAGACACGAGACCCCGACCCAGCUUGAGGAGGCUAAGAACGCCCGAUGCAAAAGCGAAGACCUCACAAUAAGUCGAGGAAUGGGUGUCGGAACUGCAAAAAAAGACAUGUGAAGUGUGAUGAGGAAGGCCCUCCCUGCGGCAAUUGUUUCGUCCGAGGCCUGGAAGACUGCUCAUUCCCAACGCCCCCGUCAAUAUCAUCGCAGGAUGGGUCGUCAGCUGGAGCGCAAAGCGCAUUCAGUGGUCUCUCGCCAGAGGCGAUGCAGAAAUUCGAGCUCGAACUACUGCAUCGCUGGUCAACGUCUACAUACCAGAGCCUCUGCACAAUCCCCGAAGAUCAACACUGGAUCCAAGUGGGCAUUCCGCGGUGGGGUCUCAAGCAUGAAUUCUUGCUCAAUGGUGUGUUUUGCCUUUCGGCCUUUGAAAUCGCCUUGUGCGGUGGCGCUGUGUUAGAGGACGACCCGAAGGUCUACGUCAAGCUGGCGUUGGAAUACUACGACAGGGCGAGUAGGUUGUACCGAACAGAGCUCAACAGAAUCACCCCGGAAAACAUCAAGUCCGUGUACGUCUUCUCGUCCAUAGCCGUGCUGAUCAACAUGGCAAUACCCCAAUGCGAAAGCAUGGCUGGUGACGAUGCGCCCCAGAGCAUCAUGGUCCGCAUGAUGGCCCUGUUCGACCUCCUCGUAGGGGGCGCUGCCAUUGUUGUCGAGAACAUCGAUCUGUUGAUGGCAGAUCCGGAAGCUGUUGCUCCGAUGAAGGCCGGACUCGAGUCACUGAACAGUGCUCCCACCGGUCCAUUACCAAGCAAAAUCGAGGCCGCCCUGACGCGGGCGAACGAAAUCGUCGACAAGGGUGUUCAUGUUCCCGGGGAGCACGACGCAGACGCUCGAGAAGCGGCCUUGAUUCGAGUCCAGAUGUAUCGAACCACCGUCUCUGCGCUUCGCAUGUGCUACGUUGAGGAUUCAAAGGAACUGAUCAAGGGAAUUUGCAUUGCGUUCCCUGGCCUCGCCGGGCAGGGGUUCGCAGGCGAGUUGAAGAGCUCGGAGCCCAUCGCUCUGUUCCUGAUGAUGCAUUGGGGCGUGCUGCUUCACCACCUCGGCAAGACCAUCUGGUGGGCCAAGACCAUCGGCGCAAGAAUGGUGCAAGAAAUUUCAGAGAUGCUUCUUCAGUCGCAAAUUGCACCGCUUUCGGGGACAGAGGAGUUGCGCGACGGGGUCGCCUGGGCGAGGGAGGAGGUUGGGUUGCCACCAUUUGACGAUACGAUGGACCAGGACUAAAAAUAGCCAUGGAUUUAUACAAAACAAAUACCCAUCUCAUUAAUUCAGCUCGAAGUCCCGCUUCUAACU